Mastomys coucha (southern multimammate mouse) is the source of this 1906-nucleotide messenger RNA. It is a transcript of the gene Jdp2, whose product is annotated as Jun dimerization protein 2. Lineage: Eukaryota; Metazoa; Chordata; Mammalia; Rodentia; Muridae. Bases 182 to 1003 code for a protein of 273 amino acids. Gene Ontology annotation, biological process: regulation of transcription by RNA polymerase II. Gene Ontology annotation, molecular function: DNA-binding transcription factor activity, RNA polymerase II-specific; RNA polymerase II cis-regulatory region sequence-specific DNA binding. The transcript is spliced from 4 exons. Gene Ontology annotation, cellular component: nucleus. The record is from RefSeq and is a predicted model, not a curated record.
GGACGUCAGGGCGCUUUGGUGGACAGUGGGUAGGGAUUGAGGCUUCCAGACGCCUUAAACCCCCGCCCAUGCUCCGGAAAAACAAAACCGGCUUGCGAGAUCCUGCAGCGUCCGAAGACACCACUGCGCGGAACGUCACCCUUGCUCUGGAUUUGGGGGAAAGCGCACCGGACGAAGGAGGAUGGUUCGGCGUGGGCUGAGCUGGAAGGGGUUCUCUGCUCAUCCGGCCGCCGCCUUCGCGUCGCUGCCUCCCGGGCUGUGCAGCAUUUUGGGGGUGGCGGCCGCGAGGCCGAGCAGGGGAUGCGCUUACAUAACCGCUCGCCGUGUCCUGCUGCCUCGAGCUCUCGGGAGCCGCGGGCGGGGCGCGCCACCGGACCGCGAUGCUGCCGGGACCAGCGCGGCCGGGCCCGGGCCGGCCCGGCAGGCGGAGGAGCGGGAGCAUCGGCGGGAGGAGGGCGCCGGCGGCGGGGGAGGUGAAGCCCCUCCAGGCCGGCCUUCCACGCCUCCUGCUAUGAUGCCUGGGCAGAUCCCAGACCCUUCAGUGACCGCAGGCUCUCUGCCAGGGCUUGGCCCCCUCACCGGACUUCCCAGCUCUGCUCUGACCACAGAGGAGCUGAAAUACGCUGACAUCCGCAACAUUGGGGCAAUGAUUGCGCCCUUGCACUUCCUGGAGGUGAAGCUGGGCAAGAGGCCCCAACCCGUGAAGAGUGAGCUAGAUGAGGAAGAAGAGCGAAGGAAAAGGCGCCGAGAGAAGAACAAAGUCGCUGCGGCCAGAUGCCGGAACAAGAAGAAGGAACGAACGGAGUUCCUGCAGAGGGAGUCAGAACGGCUGGAGCUCAUGAACGCAGAGCUGAAGACCCAGAUAGAGGAGCUGAAACUGGAACGGCAACAGCUUAUCCUGAUGCUCAACCGCCACCGUCCAACCUGUAUCGUGCGCACAGACAGCGUCAGGACCCCCGAGUCCGAAGGCAACCCGCUGCUGGAGCAGCUGGACAAGAAGUGACUGAAGGCCUGGAGGAGGCAUCAGAGGAAGAGGAGGAAGGGGAGGAGCAGCAAAGGGGAAGAGGAGGAGCAAGAUGAUGGAAGGCCCCUCCCAGGCACAUGACAAACUCUAUGAGGAGGCUUACCCUAACUGGCCUCCAGCUGGCUCUUUUCUUGAAACUCAGCCCAGCCGCACAAGAGCAAGAGCAGACUGAAGAAACCAGAGGGACCAGGUGCUGAGACCAAGGUUGACCCGCAGAUAGGGGCUGUCCCACUCCAGAGCCCAGCUUGAAGGGCACAUGAGCCGGAGAGGUGCCAAACCAGGUAGCCGCCUCAGGCACUCCUGUGGCCUCUCCGCCAGGGCCCCCACCCAGGGGACUACUGAGCAGCCAAGAAAAGCCAUGCAUUGCAGACACAGUGUGGCCGCGGAUGGAACUCAGCAUAGACUGCAAUCCACCUUCUUCAGCCCUGCCCAAGCCCGGUGGAAAGGGGUGCACUGUGGGGCUGCGAUGGCCCAGCUGGAGUUUGCUGCGGCACAGAGGCGCGGGCGCCCUUCCAAAGCACACACUCAAUCAAUGAAUGUUUACAGACUGGCUGUCCUGGCGGGGCUUCCAACUGCACACGGUUUUUAUAUUUUCUUUCUUUCUUUUUUUUUUUUUUAAUAUUUUUUACAAAAAAAAAAAGAUUUUAUACGAGCAAUAUAUAUAUAUGGAUUUCUAUAAUCACUCGAUGUGACACAGUACAAAUAUGCUAUGGUCUGUUGUUACGGACAUCCACCCACCAGUUACGGCCAUUGUAAUUCCUAAGUACUGUAGGCUCUGGGUGUUGUGGGGUGGCCAGGUGGGUGGGGUACAUUUCCAUCCUUGUAACCCCUUCCUAGUCCCCAGUCCUGUAUCGCUCAGUAAACAUUGCUCUUAAUUACUCA